CGCCGCGGCGUGCUCGUCCGCGUGCACGCGCCGUGCGGACAGGCUGCUCUGGGGCUGGCCGGACCGUGGCAGCGCCGCGGGAAUUUUCCACAGAGGCGUCGCGCUUCCUCUCACUCGUUUCUUUUAGGAAAGGAAACGACAUCUCAUCUCAUCUGUAAAUAAAAGAAAAAAAUACAAAACGACAGCCAACAGAACAAAUCAUUCCUGUUUAUACCCCCCCCCCCUCCUCUCUCUGUGAAACCGAGAGCAGGCCAACAUCACACAGGAGGAGGAGGAGCAGGAGCAGGCGACGACGGCUCCAACAUGUCGCAGUUCGUCGAUCAUUUCUGGGGGGAAAAGAACAAUGGUUUUGAUGUCCUUUAUCAUAAUAUGAAACAUGGUCAAACAUCGACAAAAGAUUUGGCAGACUUCAUAAGAGAAAGUGUAACAAUAGAAGAUAUUUAUUCAAGGUCUAUGACCAAAUUAGCCAAAACAACAAGUAACUACAGUCAGCUGGGAACAUUUGCACCAGUAUGGGAUGUUUUAAAAUUGUCAACUGAGAAACUAGCCAGUAGCCAUUUAGAUCUAGUACGAAAACUGCAAGAAUUAAUUAAAGAAGUACAGAAGUAUGGAGAUGAACAGACCAAGGCACACAAAAAGACAAAAGAAGAAGUGGCAGGAACCUUGGAUGCUGUACAGAACAUCCAGAGCAUCACUCAGUCCCUGCAGAAAUCAAAAGAAAACUACAGUGUCAAGUGUGUAGAAUAUGAAAGAUUAAAAAAGGAAGGAGCAACACAGAAAGAAAUAGAAAAAGCAGUUGUGAAAUCUAAAAAAGCUACAGAAACUUAUAAAUUGUAUGUGGAAAAAUAUGCUGCAGCCAGAACAGAUUUUGAGCAGAAAAUGACAGAAACAGCUCGGAAAUUUCAGGAAAUUGAAGAAGCUCAUCUUAGGCACAUGAAAGAAAUAUUGAGUUCUUUUGCACAAUCAAUAGAAGAGACUCACAUACAGAUUGGUCAGGUGCAUGAUGAGUUAGUACAGAACAUGGAGAGCACUACAGUUGAGAGCUUAAUACAAAAGUUUGCUGAAACAAAAGGCACUGGCAAAGAAAGACCUGGUCCUGUUGAAUUUGAAGAAUGUAAUGUAACCAAUGCUCUAGAAGGGGUGAAAAAGUCAAAAAGAAAACCUUUUGGGAUACCAGGACGGAUAAAAAAAGAAAAAGAUGCAGAUUCAAUGGAAUCUCCAGAUGCUGAUUCAGUUAAUAUUCCAGAGGUGGAUGAAGAGGGUUACUGUAUCAAGCCAGAAGUGAACCAAAUCAAUGCCAAAGAAAACAAUUUCUACUCAUCAAGUGAUUCAGGCUCAGAGGAUGAGGAACCCAGGAAGUUCCAUGUGCAAAUAAAACCUGUUCAACCAAAUAAUGGUACUAACCACACAUUGGAAGAACUGAAAGCAUCCAUUGGGAAUAUUACACUUUCUCCCUCCCCAUCUAGGCAUAGCCCGAAUGCAAUGAAAAGAAAUUCAUCUAGUGAAGAGCUGGUUCGGCCAAGAUCAUGUGUUCCAUCACCAGACUCCAGAAGGGUCAAUAAUGACCUGUUUUCACUGGAUCCGUUGUUUGGACCUCCACUUGAUUCCUCGUCUUCAUCCACAUCAACAACUUCAUCAGUCAGUAACACUUCUGAGGUACACACACUGCUUGCUUCAGCUGAAUUAACAUGGCAUGAAGGGAGCUCAACUUUCUCAAGUCCUAUUUCACCAUGGGGUGUAGAAUAUGAGGCCUCAGUGAAGCAUCAGCCAAGCUGUGAGUCUAAGAGUACUAGUCCUGGCUCAGGUUUUAGUGUAGCAGCAAGUUUAGAAACCUUAAAUGGUCCUUCUGAUAUUCCUACUUCACGAACCAAGUGGAUUUCAUUUACUGAUGAACUAAAUCCAAGAAAACCUUUAAACUCAGAGUUGAAACAAACAGCACAAACUAGAACUUCACCAAACUCCAAUCCUCCUGUGGCCUCUUUUCAGUUGUCGUCUUCCAGCAGCAUUUUUGAUGACCAAAGUGACCUUCAGGGUGAUUUUACAGGCGACAAGAAAAUAUGCGUGGAAGAGAAUAAAACUGGAUCUGAAGGAUUCUGUUUUCCUGCAGCUCAGCCAGUGGAUGUUAGUUUAACAGCUAUGGUUACUCACUUAAAUGAUGUCUCACCCCCAGCAAGACCUACCACCCCACUUAAUACAAGUAUGAUUGUGCCACCACCUCGUCCCACUUCUAGACCAAAGCUUUCGGCGGGAAAACUGGGUGGAAUUAAUGAAAUAGAUCAUCUGUUCUACAAAGUCCAGUCUAGAUCAUUCAGUCCUACGUCAAUGUCAUCUGCCAGUCCACCUCCUGUAGCCCCACUGGCACGUGCAGAAAGUACAUCCUCAAUUGGGUCCUCUGCUUCACUGAGUACAGCAACAACACCUACCAUUGGAUCAACAGUUUUACAAAUCCAGCUUCAGCUAAGAACCCAUCAGAUCUGCCCAAACAAACUGAUAAAGAUUUUUUCCAAGCCAUGGGCAUUUUUCUACUGGAAAGAAAAAGAAAGUCCGUGCACUUAUGGUGAUAUAUUUACUGGAAAACUUUCUUCAUUUGAGAGGCACAGUGAAACACCUCCAGGCACUUCUCGUGGACCCAGUCCGAUAAGUCUUGGGACACAAGAUUCCUUACCAGUUGCAACUGCUUUCACAGAGUCAGUUAAUGCUUAUUUCAAGGGAGCAGACCCAUCAAAAUGCAUAGUCAAAAUCACUGGUGAUAUGACCAUGUCGUUUCCAAGUGGAAUAAUUAAAGUUUUUACCAGCAAUCCAUCACCUGCAGUGCUUAGCUUCCGAAUACGGAAUACCAGCAAAUUUGAACAAAUCCUCCCAAAUGCACAGCUUGUAUAUAGUGAUCCAUCACAGAAUGAUUCAAACUCAAAGGACUUUUGGAUGAACAUGCAAACUCUCACUGCCUACCUCAAAAAACUGGCUGAACAGAACCCAUCUUCCUCCUAUUAUAAUGUGGAUAUCCUGAAAUAUCAGGUAUCUUCCAAUGGUAUCCAAUCAACACCACUAAACCUAGCUACAUACUGGAAAUGCAGUCUUACCACUACUGACAUUCGAGUGGACUACAAAUACAACCCAGAAGCUAUGGUUUCUCCUUCUGUGCUAUCAAAUGUCCAGAUUUUGAUGCCAGUAGAUGGUGGAGUUACUGGCAUGCAGUCACUGCCUACAGCUGUUUGGAAUGCAGAACAGAAGAAGGCCUUAUGGAAGCUGUCUGAAAUUUCGGAGAAAUCUGAAAAUGGAGGUUCUGGAUCCCUCAGAGCAAAAUUUGACGUGUCAGAAGGUCCAACCAAGCCGUCAACUCUUGCAGUCCAAUUUCUCAGUGAAGGAUCCACACUAUCAGGAGCAGAUGUAGAGCUUGUAGGCACUGGUUAUAGACUUUCUUUAAUAAAGAAGAGAUUUGCUACAGGCCGAUACAUGGCAGAUUGUUGACAGUUCCAUCAGCACAUUGAAUCUCGGUGAAGGACAAGUUGACUGUCAGGUGUUUAUUUUGGUGGUACAUUUGUACUUGCCUUCCAGCUACAAUUAGUACUGCAUUCAGGAGUACAAGAUGGACAAGAAGAGUAUUUUCAAGGAUAUGAAAACUUCAAAAAUUUAAAUUCUGCCUUUGCCUGUUUUGGUCAUUGGAUUAUAAGGAAAAUCCAUACUACACAAUUUAAACAUGCACUUUCUUUUAGAAAAAAAAGUCAUUUUGGGGAGAAUAAGUUGUAUUUUUAUUACAUUAAAUUAGCACUGAUGUGAUUUUCAACACUGUUUAAUUUUUUGAAACCUGCAAUAUUCAGGAAGUAUAAAGUAAAUGUCUUUGAAUACAUGAUUUUAUUUAGACUUUAAUGAAGAGCAACAAGUGAUCAGUAGUUAUGCUGAAAAUGUAAAAAUGUAUAAUGUAUAUCAAACACACAUAAAUAUAUAUAAUAGAAGAACCAGCAUUAACCAUUUGCCUUCACUGUGCUUCUAUUGUGUAAACAUAUAUAAUUUUACAAAUUACCAAGUUUAGCUGAUUGUAAGGUUUGCUCUUGCAACAAAAAAAAUUUAAAUCAAUGACAAAUCUAUAAGUUGCAGAAAUUUAUAUAGGUGAAUAUGAACUGUUCUACAACUUUUCUGAUUCAAUGUUGUAUUCUUGUGCCAUACAAGGAGGUACUUUUCUGAGGGGGGGUACCAUGUACGUCAUAAACUAACAUAACGCAAAGUUUUGGUCAUGAUUGUAACUGGAGAAUAUUUGAAUGAUGGUGAGUUGUAGUGCUUGUUACAGAACUCUUAAGGACUCUGAACUCUUACCCCGAAGCAAGGAUUGUUGGGAGUUGGUAGGAUGAAAAAUCAUCUGAAACUAUACUAUUGGCAAGUAAAUUUCAUAGUCUUCAGAUUAAUUCUGGAACAUUGCUGCAGACCAUUAAAUUAUUUGUGUAUUUGGAUUGUUAGUGCACAUCCAAUUGUCAAUUUGUGGGUUAUUAAUUUUAAGUUUUUAUACACAUGCAGAUAUAAUAAAACCAAGUUAUUAUACCAAUGAUCAUUGCAAAAAACUUUCAAAUUUGCGAAAAGGCCCACAAUGUCACAAGCAGUACAAUAAAAGAGUUCAGAACAAACUGCCAGUUCAUUGCAAGGUGAAGAAUACUGAAUUGUUUUUAUUUACAGUGCAAUUAAUGAAUAUAUUUCUGUACAAUUGAAUUAUCACUAAUCCCUAUAAAAUUGGCUACCAAUCAUUUGGGACCUAUUGCCAUUACUGCUUUAUCCACUCAGUGCGUCCUCUUACUGUGGGCUUCCUGUUGUCAAUAUAGAUGCACUAAACCAACUGUCUAUAGUUGAGAAUAUUUUGUGAAGACUGAGAAUGUAGGUGCUGGUCUACAGUUACACAUAUUUUUGUUGUCCAAAAGAUAGCAGCAUUUUUAAAAAAUUAUCGUAGGGGUGGUAUUCCAGUACUUUUUUGAACUGGGAGUGCCUGGAUUUAUCUGUCCUUUUUUAAGUGUACUUGUGUUACUUCAGAAAUUAAAUAAAUGUCAUCUGGUAUUUCGCCAGGUUAUCUUGUUGAGCAAAACUGGAAGUGUUUUUAUAUCUUGCAGAGUUUCAGGUCAAUUUAUUAUUUUGCCUAAUUGUAUAUACACACACAGAUAAAAGCCCUUUAAAAACCCCAACACACAAUGUACUGAAGCUAAGGUUCACGUGCCAGCAUUGAGACUUAUUUUAUGGAAGUUUGUUUUUCAAAACAAAAAGUGCCUUUAUGUCAAAUUAUUGUGCCACUAGGUUUUUUCAAUGAAAAUCUAUUAAGCUAAUUAUUCUUAUGUAUGAAUAUUUCAAAAAUUUGUAUGUAAAUAUGCUAUAAUCCUUAAAUACUUUUGUAUUUGGACUUGGAAGGGAAAUGAAUGAGAUAAAACUGGAGUCUGUGGUAAACAGUGUAUUUCAAAAAUGUUAUUUCUUUUGAUGGGCUAUUUGCAAUAAACUGUAGCCAUUGUAUUGGGAAACAUAA
Chiloscyllium plagiosum (whitespotted bambooshark) is the source of this 5494-nucleotide messenger RNA. The record is from RefSeq and is a predicted model, not a curated record. Lineage: Eukaryota; Metazoa; Chordata; Chondrichthyes; Orectolobiformes; Hemiscylliidae.